This is a messenger RNA of Mesocricetus auratus (golden hamster), 1549 nucleotides long. RefSeq names its product SRP receptor subunit beta (gene Srprb). Lineage: Eukaryota; Metazoa; Chordata; Mammalia; Rodentia; Cricetidae. The transcript has 7 exons. Gene Ontology annotation, biological process: protein targeting to ER. Bases 73 to 882 code for a protein of 269 amino acids. The record is from RefSeq and is a predicted model, not a curated record. Gene Ontology annotation, cellular component: signal recognition particle receptor complex.
GCGUCCCAUCGCGGCGCGCGGAGUCUAGGGCCACGUAGCUCCGGCGGUCCGGGGAGACGACGCAUCUUCUUCAUGGCUUCUGCGGACACCUGGCGUGUGGGGGACGGCGCCGGGGGCGCCUUCCAGCCUUACCUCGAUUCCUUGAGGCAGGAGCUGCAGCAGAGGGAUCCAACGCUGCUGUCCGUGGCGGUGGCGGUGCUCGCGGUCCUGCUGACGCUGGUGUUCUGGAAGUUCAUCUGGAGCAGAAAGAGCAGUCAGAGAGCUGUUCUCUUCGUCGGGCUGUGUGACUCUGGGAAAACGUUGCUGUUUGUCAGGUUACUAACUGGCCACUACAGAGACACACAGACUUCAAUUACCGACAGUUCUGCUGCAUACAAAGUCAACAAUAACAGGGGCAAUAGCCUGACUUUGAUCGACCUCCCUGGGCACGAGAGCUUGAGGUUUCAGUUCUUAGAUCGAUUUAAGUCUUCAGCCAGGGCUGUGGUCUUCGUGGUGGAUAGUGCAACGUUCCAGCGGGAGGUGAAAGAUGUGGCCGAGUUUCUGUAUCAGGUCCUCAUCGACAGCAUGGGUCUGAAGAACACACCAUCCUUCUUAAUAGCCUGCAAUAAGCAAGAUAUCGCAAUGGCAAAAUCAGCAAAGUUAAUUCAGCAGCAGCUUGAAAAGGAACUCAACACCUUACGAGUCACCCGGUCUGCUGCUCCCAGCACACUGGACAGUUCCAGUACUGCACCUGCUCAGUUGGGAAAGAAAGGCAAAGAAUUUGAAUUCUCCCAGUUGCCCCUCAAAGUGGAGUUCCUGGAAUGCAGUGCCAAGGGUGGGCGUGGGGACGCCGGCACUGCCGACAUCCAGGACUUGGAGAAGUGGCUGGCCAAGAUCGCCUGAGAGGCAGCCCUGGCUGCAAACCUUGGUCAUCUGUGACUGGCUGGCGGUCGGGAAAGGGCUGUGGUGGUGUGGAGCUGAUAAAGAAGGAGCAUGGUAUGUGUCUGCAGCAUCUCCGUGAUCUAGAAACAAUUACAGCAGCCUGAGAGCCGUUGUCCCUCCCUGUCAGCUCCUUCCUAACUAGUCCUUUUUAUUUAACUCCUGUUCUCCCUUUGGUAGCUGUAGCAUUGCUUUAGUGUGUGACAACAGCAGAGAGGCUAUUACCAUGAGAAUGGGCUUAUCUGGAAAGUUCUUGUCCUCUGCCUGUCUGCUCCAGUCCCUAUUCCUGGAACCAGACCUGCCUGUUUAUGGAACCAGUUCAGAACCACAGAGCACAGUUGACAAUGUUCUUCAUAGGCUCAGUGACCUGUUUCCUCUCCAGCUUAGGUUCAAAAGCCUCCUGGGAACCCCUAGAGUCACCCUCACAUAAUGGAUAUAACAGCCAAGCCCGCACACACUCAUGGUUUACUGUGCUAUAGAGGCUCCCCUGGGGAGAGCCGGGAGACAGCACACUGCUGCCUCUGAGGGUGGGUGAGGCCCUGGGCUGUCUGCCUGUGCUACUUGAUCACCUCCUGUGAGUCACCUCAACUCAAAUGCUGUGGAACAAUACAAACUGAAAAAGUCCACUGUA